Desarmillaria tabescens is the source of this 2574-nucleotide messenger RNA. Its product is annotated as Zn-dependent exopeptidase. The transcript has 16 exons. The record is from RefSeq and is a predicted model, not a curated record. Gene Ontology annotation, molecular function: carboxypeptidase activity. Lineage: Eukaryota; Fungi; Basidiomycota; Agaricomycetes; Agaricales; Physalacriaceae. Bases 1 to 2574 code for a protein of 857 amino acids.
AUGACAGCAAAACGAUACCGGCACCAGCAACGACGUCGGACAAAUGUUUUACCGCGUAGAGGGAGCAUUGUCAAGCUAGUUCUUGCUCUUGGUAUCGUGGUUGUGGCCCUUCGUUUUGUUCUGCGGUCAUCGUAUGUGCUCGACGCUGUCUUGCUGGAUGAGCAUCCCAAGAAAUAUAAGCCUCUGGUUGGGAAGCGGGCGGAGAAUGUCUUUCUGUCUGUACCAAACGAGGAGGUGUGCAUAGCGACGUCGCAGCACUAUACAGCGAAACCCCAUCUGGCGGGUUCAGAAAUCGACUUGUCUACCGCAAAAGACUUCUUGCAUUUUCUGCAGACCGAGCUUGGUGUCAAACCUCCCGCAGAGGAUCCCAUUUACCCGGCCGGGUCCCCAGAAUCUCAGAGAGCCACGCUGUCCCUUCCGAAAACACAUACGGCACAGGCUUGGAUUGAUGUUUACUACCCGGUCAUGAAUACACCGCUUGAUCGUGUUGUGCAGGCAUUGGAUCAAGAGGACAACGUUAUUUGGGCCGCGGAUCUUACGGAACACACUGAUGACACUGACCCAGAGGCAGGCGAGUACUACGAUUUUGUGCCUACCUUCCACGGAUUGAGCAAGGGUGGUGAUGUUACGGGAAAGCUUGUCUACGCGAACUACGGCUUGAAAGAGGAUUAUGAUGCACUUAUUGCGAAAGGCAGGUUCAGCGUCAAUCUUACUGGUUCCAUUAUUUUGGCCAGAUAUGGUGGCAAUUUCCGUGGACUCAAGGUCAAAGGCGCACAAGAGGUUGGCGCUGUUGGUAUUCUCAUAUAUAGCGACACUCGCGACGACGGGGCUGUAACUGUGGAGAAUGGCUACAAGCCGUACCCCGAUGGGCCCGCUCGAAGUCCCACCUCGGUUCAACGUGGCAGCGUGCAGUUCAUUAGCAUGUACCCUGGUGAUCCAACAACUCCAGGAUAUCCUUCGUAUGAAAAUGUCACGCGUAUGGAGGCGCUCAACAGUCCUUCGAUACCUAGUCUGCCUUUCUCUUGGGCUAAUGCUCAAAAACUCCUGGAGCUCUCUGAGAAGGGAGAAAUCAAUGUCAGGCUGGUCAACCAUGUUGAUGAUAAGGUUAUUCCAAUUUGGAAUACGAUGGCCGUUAUUCCGGGCUACAUCACUGACGAGAUUGUGGUUGUUGGAAAUCAUAGAGACGCUUGGGUUAUGGGCGCAGCAGAUCCCACCAGUGGUACUGCAUCAAUAGCCGAGACUAUCCGAGGGUUUGGCGUUUUGGUGAGGAAAGGUUGGAAGCCGCUUCGUACCAUCGUUAUUGCCAGCUGGGAUGCCGAAGAGUACGGUCUUAUUGGCAGCACCGAAUGGGGCGAAGACUUUGCGGAAUUCAUUGAUAAAUAUGUUGUUGCAUAUGUGAAUCUUGAUGUUUCUGUUGGCGGCUCUAGGUACGGUGCCCAGGCCUCACCUUUACUCGCCCAUCUUGUACAGCAAACUGCUCUGGAUGUUCCACAUCCCACAGACAAAGGUCGUACACUUUGGGAUGCGACCAAAGAUAGUGGAUCGUAUUUCGGCGCAAGGGAGGACGGAGAAAGUGUUGUAGAUUCGGAUGUUAUAGCUGCUAGUAAGGCCCGCGCCAAUGCUGUUGAUGCACUCGGUGUCGGUGUCUUGGGUUCGGGCAGUGACUAUACGGUGUUCUUGCAGCGUCUUGGGAUUGCUAGUACCAACGGUGGCUUCGGCCAGACGGUAAACGACCCGGUCUAUCAUUAUCACUCUGUGUACGAUUCCGAGCGCUGGAUGGAAUUAUACGGUGAUCCUGGUUUCUUCCGACAUACUGCUGUUGCCAAGCACCUUGGACUUCAAGUUCUUCGUUUGGCCGAUAAUGUCGUUCUUCCUUUCAACACGACGCACUACUCGUACGAGCUUGAGAAUUAUCUAGACAAGGUGGAGAGUCUUGUAUCGGCCCAAUCCGUGGAUAUUGACUUGUCGCCUCUUCGGCAAUCCAUUCAUUCUCUGCAAGCUGUCAGUUUGGCUUUGGAUUAUGAAAAAUUCAACGCGGAGCGAGAUAUCAUCGAGGUCAUUAAAAAGUGGAGAAAAGAAGCUUCUAAAAGAAGCUUCGAAAGGCGUACUGCAAGGUUCAAGAAGGCUUUAGGACAUCCGUGCAAGCCUCGUCACCACCACAAGCACCAUAACAAACAGUACCAACUUGCGGAGGAAGAACGUCGCGUUCACCACACUGGAUUUGAGCACCGUAUUGGACGUUUUCCCGCCUGGCGACAAGAAAUGGCGGAGAACGAGAUGCUGUAUGGCGUCGCUCUACAAGCUGGCUUUGAGGAAUCUCUGAAGCGCCUUCGCGCCGUCAAUCAGAAGCUGAUUGCCUUUGAACGAGGAUUCAUCUCGGAAGACGGGAUAUCGGAGCGCGAGUGGUUCAGGCACCUGGGUGUAGCGCCUGGAAAGUGGCUUGGGUAUGGCGCUACUACGUUACCUGCCUUGACUGAGUCUAUUACUAUUGAUGGGAACGCUACGCUGGCGAAGUAUGAAGUCGUGCGGUUGAAGGAUCUUCUUGAUAACCUAGCGGAGAAGAUCAGGGUGUAA